AUAAAUCCACAAGAAAUUGUAGUGGCUGAGAUUUCUUCAGAGAACAGCCAAACCGUAGUUUCUGGUGUUUUAGGUCUCACCGAAACUCAGCUUACACAGUGUCCUACUUUUCUUUACUCUGUCUUUGCUUUUUCUUUUUAAUUCGUGCGAGGUAGAUUCAGAUCCACCAUUGCAGGAGCUCAGUUCAUGCAUGAUCGGAGAGAGAGUGGAUCUAGGAGAGUUUUCAUCGACCAUGGCUUUCUUCCAAGGUUUUGGGAUCUUCCGGUUCGUUUUGGUGAGGAUUCUGAAUAAACGAAUUUACUUUUUAGUACUUUCGGAGAAGCGUCUGUCUCUAUCACUCUUGCUCUCUCUGUAACGGUGGAUUACUAAUAUUUUAAAUAGUAGUUACGUAUCAGGUUUCAUUAUCUUCAAGAACAACGGCUUCACUAUUUAUAGCCUUCAGUGUGGUGAGGAAUGAAAGGAGGUUUCUGUUUUAUCCAUUCCUGGUUAGGGAGGAUUUGAAGCAGCGCUAGCUGCCUUGGUUCAGUAAUGGACACAUACUCCUCUGGGGAAGAUUUGUUCGUUAAGACAAGGAAGCCGUAUACGAUAACAAAGCAGCGUGAGCGAUGGACAGAGGAGGAGCAUAAUAGGUUCCUAGAAGCCUUAAAGCUCUAUGGGCGAGCUUGGCAACCCAUAGAAGAACAUAUAGGAACAAAGACUGCAGUACAGAUCAGAAGUCAUGCGCAGAAAUUCUUUUCAAAGGUCAAUGGAUACCUUCUUGCUUUGGAGAAGGAGGCUGUAGCUAAAGGUGUUCCUAUUGGACAAGCUUUUGACAUAGACAUUCCUCCUCCACGACCCAAAAGAAAGCCAAGCAAUCCUUAUCCUCGCAAGACUGGUGUGGGAGCUCCAACCUCGCAGGUCCAAGCAAAGGAUGGACACAUUGUAAUGUCAGCGUCUUCUAUGCGCUGCAAACAAGUAGUGGACUUGGAGAAAGAACCACCCCUUGACAAAACUAAUGCUGAUGAGAAGCCUAAAAACACGAAAGAAAAUCAUGAUGACCAUAGCUCAGUAGUAUCUACCCUUUUCCAAGAUGCUCAUUGUUCCUCCAUCUCUUCAAUGAAAAAUUCUAUGCCAACGCUGGGGACAGUGAGAAACUCAUGUGCAUCUCAAAGAGAGAUGGUGAACCAGGAUGGAACAAAUGAAUCAUAUGUCACUGUUGAACUUAGAGGUGAUCAAAAGAGGGAUAAACCUGAUGCCAGACAGACAGUAAUGGAUAGUGGUGAAGGUAAACCUUUAAACUUGGAAUGUUCGAGCCAUCAGCAUGAUAAAUCAGUUCAGGUUGAGAAAACCAGUGAUUGUAGUGGUGUUUUGCUGAUGGAUGAGAUGCAAGCUGCCAAUAACUAUCCAAGGCACGUGCCUGUGCAUGUUCUAGAUGGAAGCUCCACAUCAUGUACUCAAAUUGCUCCCUCAGAUGUGUCAUUUACUGAAUCCAUAUUUCACCAAGUAGAAGCUCAUGGGCAUCCUAGUAUGAGCACUAAUUCAGUCACACCUGCUACAACUGAUCAUCAAAAUAAUGUCCCCGGGUCUUCCACUCAUCAGACACUUCCAAAUUUGCAUCCGCUGUUUCCUCCAAUUCGCCACAGUGAAGAUGACUACAGGUCCUUCCUCCAGACCUCCUCCACUUUUUCAAGUCUAAUUGUGUCAACUCUGCUCCAAAAUCCAGCUGCCCAUGCUGCAGCAAGCUUUGCGGCUACCUUUUGGCCUUACGCAAAUGUGGAAGCCUCUUCAGAUCCUCCAUCCUGUGACCAAGGAGCUUUCCCACCUAGGCAAAUGACCUCUGUUCCAAGCAUGGCAGCUAUAGCUGCAGCUACUGUAGCAGCUGCAACUGCAUGGUGGGCAGCUCAUGGACUGCUUCCUUUGUGCUCUCCCCUUCACACUGCAUUUACCUGCCCUCCUGCAUCUACCUGCCCUCCUGCAUCUACAACUGCAACAGCAACCGGAACUGCUUUUCAAUUAGUAGACACUGCUCAAGACCCUGUAGCUAAUGUAGAAAGAAAGGAAAAUACUCCUAAAAGUCCGCCUUUGCAAUAUCAGGAACUGGUUGUGGAACAUUCUGAAGCGGUGCAGGCUCACCAUUCAGCUUCAAAAUCACCAAAUUUGUUAUCAUCAGACUCUGAGAAGAGUGAAGAUACAAAGCCAAAUAGUAGAUCAAAAAUUGAUGAUGAGAAAGCUGUAGAAGUUGAUGAGCUCCAAGACUCGAGCAAAGCAAAGAUCAAGAAACAGGUGGACCGUUCAUCAUGUGGUUCAAACACACCUUCGAGCAGCGAUGUAGAGACAGAUGCACUGAAGAAGAGGGAAAAGGGGAAAGAAGAUUCGAAAGAAGCUGAUGCAAAUCUUCCCGUUGCUGAUUGCAGUAAUCAAAGAAGCAGAAGCAACAGCGACACAGGUGAUUUCUGGAAGGAGGUCUCCAAAGAGGGACGGCUGGCUUUUCAAGCACUCUUCUCGAGAGGAGUAUUACCACAGAGCUUUUCACCACCGUAUGAUGAGAAGAAUAAUGGCCAUCAGGUAGGAAAUAUUAAGGAAAAUCAGCAAAACACACACGAGAAAUUUCAAGAUGCUUCACCAUUAAAUCUUAGUUGCACGAUCUUGGAGUCUUCUUCUGGUUGUCAAGGCUUGGAGAGUAAUGUAUUGUCAAAAAGGAACAACAAUGGUGAGGAGGGGCUGCUAAGUCUUGGGCUUGGACAUGGAAAGCUUAAAGUUCGUCGUACAGGAUUCAGACCUUACAAAAGGUGCUCAGUAGAGGCUCAAGAAAACAGAGUGAUGAACACCAGCGGCCAAGGUGAGGAGAAAGUUCCCAAGAGGAUACGCUUGGAAGGGAAGGCUUCAACUUGAUGUCAAAGGACACAUUGUUUUUGCGUCUGGUUUAUAGUUCCCCUCAUCUAUUUCCAUUUUAUGUUCAAUUUAGACUCGUGCAGCUCACAAGACUUCUCGUAUCAUAGUUUGUGUACCAUAUAUGCAGACAUCUGCUUGCUUGCUUACUUCAGUGAACUACGAAACUGCGCUUAGAAACUCCUUUCAUUAGAUUCUGAUCAUUAAAGUAUGAACGGACCUUGACGUGGCCUCUUUCCUUUUAGUGUAAUGUAUCUAUUCUACUUCUUUUGUUAAUUCAAGCUUCUCUCUCA
Messenger RNA from Tripterygium wilfordii, 3161 nucleotides. RefSeq names its product protein LATE ELONGATED HYPOCOTYL-like. The transcript is spliced from 8 exons. The record is from RefSeq and is a predicted model, not a curated record. Gene Ontology annotation, molecular function: DNA binding. Lineage: Eukaryota; Viridiplantae; Streptophyta; Magnoliopsida; Celastrales; Celastraceae. Bases 529 to 2871 code for a protein of 780 amino acids.